AUGGCGCCGCCCCCAGCCGCCUGGCCAAGCCCGCCCGCCACCACCACCGCCGCCUGGCCGAGCCCGCCCGCCGCCGCGCACCUCGUCGUGCCCGCCGGCCACCGCCUGGCCGUGCCCGUCCGCCGCCGAUCGUGCUGCUGCAGGCGCUCAGGGUCGCGAGCUCCUCCAGCUAGGCCGCCGCAGCUCACCACUGGUCGGGCUCCCGCCUCGCCGUGCCCGUCCGGCGCUGCCUCGCCGUGCCCGUCCGCCGCCGGUCGUGCUGCUGCAGGCGCUCGGGGUCGCGAGCUUCUCCGGCUAGGCCGCCGCAGCUCACCACCGGUGCGGGCCCCUGCCUCCCGUCAGGCAGCCGCCGCGAGCUCCUCCGGCUAG
Messenger RNA from Lolium perenne, 369 nucleotides. The record is from RefSeq and is a predicted model, not a curated record. NCBI's taxonomy places the organism in Eukaryota, Viridiplantae, Streptophyta, Magnoliopsida, Poales, Poaceae.